UAUCCCCUCCCUGCAAUGCUACUGCCAGUCAUCUCCGGGACUUCUGAAAAUUCACCUGGAUGUCUGAACCUUUCGUUCGUCCCUCAGAAGCGUUAAAUUUUGUGCCGCUCGCUGAUUUUUGUAGCAAUUUUUUUUUUCCCUCCAUUUAUUUCUGCCAAGGCAGCUACUUAUAAUUGCACAUCUUCCACUUUCAAUCGACUUUUCCGCAGAGCACGCAGUAACUAUUUGGGAUUUCCGCGAAAUACCCGAGUGCUCGCGGCUCCCCUCACAGCAGCUCCCCUCACAGCGGCCCCGGGGCGGGGCCCGACAUGGCGGCUGCGCGGCCCCGCCCCGCGCGCUGGGCGGGAAACUCUGAGGGGGCGAUGGCGGCGGGCGGAGAGGAGCGGCUGCUGCUCACACAGAGGCUGAAGGCGGCGGUGCACUACACGGUGGGGUGCCUGUGCCAGGAGGUGGAGGAGGACAAGGACGUGCAGUUCAGCAAGCAGAGCAUCGCGGCUAUCUCGGAGAUCACCUUCCGACAGUGCGAAACCUUUGCAAGAGAUCUUGAAAUGUUUGCAAGGCAUGCAAAACGAAGCACAAUCAAUACAGAAGAUGUGAAGCUUUUGGCUAGAAGGAGCAGCUCUUUGCUAAAAUACAUCACCCAGAAGAGUGAUGAGCUUGCAUUGAAUAACAUGGAGCAAAAGGAGAAGAAGAAAAAGAAGUCCAGUGCAGCCAAGGGAGAGAGAACUCCAGGGGAAAAAGAAGCAGCUCUGACUGAAAAUGAAGAUUCCAACAUGUCAUGAUCUACCUUUCAAGUAAUGCCUCAGGUCAGCUUCUCUUAGUAUCCUAGAGAAACCAGAAUUAGUAAGAUUCCUAUGUAAGAUUCCUCUUGCAGGUUAACACCAGUAAUGAACCUUUAGGUUUUUAGGUGAACACGAUGAGUUGGAUUUUUAUUGUUCCAAAAAUGCAAGUUCUGUCAGAAUUCAGUAAAGUUUAUGCCCAAGAUGCCUUAAUUGCUCACAAAAGGUAUCUGUUACUAAAAUGAGAAGCCUUUAAAUAAA
Molecule: messenger RNA, 1040 nt
Organism: Myiozetetes cayanensis
Lineage: Eukaryota; Metazoa; Chordata; Aves; Passeriformes; Tyrannidae
Gene: CENPS
Product: centromere protein S
Exons: 5
Coding region: 309-782 (157 amino acids)
Biological process (GO): replication fork processing; resolution of meiotic recombination intermediates
Cellular component (GO): FANCM-MHF complex; Fanconi anaemia nuclear complex
Molecular function (GO): chromatin binding; protein heterodimerization activity
Source: RefSeq, a predicted model, not a curated record